UGUCAACACCAUGUACAUAAAGAACAUUAACAGUUGUAUGUUGCACAUUUUCAUUUUUGUAGCCUUUCAUUCAUUCUCUCGCGAGAUCAGCGCGUGUUCGCGCCACUGGCGUCAUUUCCAUGAGACCUCACGAGCCAGAAGUAACGAGCUCGAGCUAGCUCAACAAGCUGCGUUGUUGUUGUUUUUAAACAAACAAACAAACAAACAAUGGCCACCUCCAAGAAGGGGAAGAAAGUUGUAAACCAAGAGGAGCUGCGGCGCUUGAUGAGGGAGAAACAAAGACAAACGUCCGACAAGAAGCGAGUCGAGUCUCCGUUUGCUAAAUACAACAGUCUCGGGCACCUUAGCUGCGUCCUGUGCAGCGUGCAGGUGAAGUCGGAGCUGCUGUGGCCGGCUCACAUACUCGGAAAACAGCACAAGGAGAAAGUUGCCGAGCUAAAAGGAAAGAGUCAACAACCGGUGACACAGCAGGUUCAGCCGGUGAAGAGGAAAGCGCCGGACGGCGAGGACGUGAACGGGAAGAAGGUGAAAGCUACCACCUCUGCGUCAGGACUGCCAGGUGAUUUCUUCGAGAAACCCAGCGAGCAGGAGGCUGUCUCUGCUAAAAAGUCUGCAGGUCUCAGUCUGUUGGCUGGAGUUUAUGAUGAUGAGGAUGAAGAAGAGGAGCAAGGGGCUGCAAACCCUCAAAAACCUGAAGCUGCAGGACUACCGAGUGACUUCUUCGACAGCUCCAUCCCAUCCACACCCGCCAUCUCCCACUCGGGAUCCAUCCUCAAAGCGGAGGUGCAGGAGAAGAUCACGGAGAAGAAAGACAACACAGCCGAGGCUCUCCCCGAGGGCUUCUUCGACGACCCCGUGAGAGAUGCCAAGGUGCGCAACGUGGACGCGCCCAAAGACCAAAUGGACAAGGAGUGGGAAGAGUUUCAGAAGGAGAUCCGGCAGGUGAACACGAAAUCAGAGGCCAUCGUGGCUGAGGACGACGAGGAGGGCCGACUUGAACGUCAGAUUGACGAAAUUGAUGAACAGAUCGAGUGUUAUAGGAGAGUGGAAGUGCUGCGAGACAAGCGGGAUGUGGUGAAGAGCAAGCCUCUGCCCAGAAAGGAUGAACAUAUGGAGACAGGCGACAGCGAUGAUGAGGAGGAGGAAGAGGAGAAUGAAGAGGAGCUGUUGGGGCUUUUGUCCCGGGACUGGAGAGCUAAAGAUGCUCUGGCUUGAGUCUCUCUGGAGCUCAUGUGACUGACCUCAAUUUUGUCCAGAGAGUUGAUAAAACAGGUCUUAAGAGAGGAAUUAGUUUUGUCAUUUAAGAGUCCAACAAGUGUAAAUAUGUGUGAAAGGAUGUCUUUUUUUUGUAUGUUUUGAAUGGAUUAAAUGUGAUGCAGUGACAUCAUUUCGUGACACAGCAGACAAGGUUUCUCAGUUCAUGAUUUAAAAAAAACAACAACCACAAAUCAAACCUUUUUAAAGUGUGUGUUUAUUCAUGGGUGCUCACACAAACACAUUCAUAAAAUCCCCCCGCCCCUCAUCCCAUGUACAGUAGCAGCAUGGAUCCAAAAAUCUAUGUCAUGAUGGCCGAAGCUGUUUGAUUUGAGCUCAACUAACCAUUGUCCUGCAAAAACAAGUAGUCGACUAUGUUAAGUUUAUAAAUAAUCGGUUCAUGUUACAUUAUAAGCAACAUGCAAAGCACAACAGAAUUCUAUUUUUUUAAAAAUGUACAAUGUUUAGAUUAAGACCAUAAAGUAAAUUUUUUUUACCCCAUCACAAGAUCAUUUGAGAAUACAUUUCAACCAUUUUUACAGAAUACAAUGUUCGAGUAUGACAAAUCGGGUUAUGUAAAUUACACCGUUAGGCCCAUAAAAAUGGAAUCAAAUGAAAUCAAGUAAAGAGUGAUGUCAGUGCUUCUUAUACUACCUGUUACACAUCGUGAGCUAGGUGUGCCCUCAGUCUACUGCAACCUUAAACAAGCAAUCUAUGUCUUUUUUCUUUUUUCUCUCUUUUUGUUAUUGCUACAUAUGCCUCAUGAAUUACCACUUCAAAAUACUUUCCGAAUGAUUCAAAGUGUUCAUAGCCCUUCAAAACUUUGCAGAACUGAAAACAGAAAAAAAAAACCAAAUCGAACAAGCAAAAUUACAGAUAAAUGCACAGACAAACUUAAACACACGACUUCAAGCUAAAUGUAUUGGAGAUGAACGAAGGAACAGAAACACAAUGAGCAGAAAAAGAGCAGAAAUUUUGUUCAGCAUAGAAAAGAGCACUCCUGUGCUCAGCAGUUAAGUCUGAAAUCUCUCUAAAAACCAAAACUAAAGACUCACAAAAAUCCUGCUUCUAGUAGUCAUUUGUAAACAUUCAUCAAAUUCUAUCUCGGGUUCUAUAAAUAAGGUUCAGGUGUGUUGUACCAGGUGUUUGUGUUGAUAGGGAAGGGGGUAACAAUUACAGCCUCCAGAAAUGCUAUACAAAAAUGUUACAUCAAGAUGAGACAGUUUGGUUGAACAAAAAC
Messenger RNA from Larimichthys crocea (large yellow croaker), 2494 nucleotides. RefSeq names its product zinc finger protein 830 (gene znf830). Gene Ontology annotation, molecular function: zinc ion binding; nucleic acid binding. The transcript has a single exon. NCBI's taxonomy places the organism in Eukaryota, Metazoa, Chordata, Actinopteri, Sciaenidae. The record is from RefSeq and is a predicted model, not a curated record. Gene Ontology annotation, biological process: nuclear DNA replication; mitotic DNA damage checkpoint signaling; mitotic DNA replication checkpoint signaling. Bases 208 to 1215 code for a protein of 335 amino acids. Gene Ontology annotation, cellular component: spliceosomal complex; nucleus.